GCAGGGUUCAGAGAAUCACUAUGAGUGAAGAGACUUUUUUUGAGUGCAUUCAAAAAGCUGUUGCUAGCCCUUUAGAGCAUUUUGAAAGCAGCUUUCACAGUGAAUCUAAGGCAAUCAAUAAAGCCUUCCAAAAGCUUUAUUGAUUGCUUUUGAUGCACUGUGAUGCGCUGUUAAUUCUCCUGAUGUAAAAUUAUUUUCUUAUCAACAAACAAGAAGUAGGCCGUUUGUUGUAUCACACACGGUUGUCUAGUUAAAGCAAUGCCCCCUGUUGUCCAUAAGAUGGCAACAAAGAUUAAGUAAAUGGCAUUGAGGAUGAAAGGAUGAAAAACAACAAUCUGAAAGUCAAUAAUAGCGUCUGAGUGAUGUUAUGUUGACUCAUAAGAGGGCCAGUAUUCUACAGUUUAGAAAGCAGAUCAGGGUGGGAACAGGGUUGUAUGUAAGUGUUACUGGCUACGCAAAAGAAUAUUUCUAAAGGCCUCUGUUUUUUUUUCUUCAAUUAAAAAUCAUCCUACUUCAGCUUUUGGGUUCUGGUUCAGCCGUGGGCCCAUCAGCACUGUUGACAUGGCUAGUGAACACUGUAGCGUGGGAGCAAGAAAGACUGUUCUGCAUGUGCCAAUAUGGUACCUUUUGUAUGAGACAAUAAAGCACAUAGAAUCUCAUUAGCAUGACUUUUGAAUGAGCUUGUCUUUGUAACUGAGAAAGGGCAUCUGGGCUGUUUCUAUAUUUAUAUCUUAGAACUCAUAGAACACAUUAGCUAAUUAACUUCUGUCCCUCACAACUCAUUAGAAUGGUAUGUAAUCAUGAACCUUUGGCAUGCGGCCACAAAGAAAAUACCUCCAGUUCAUCAAAGGUCCAGAGAAGUGCCUAGGAGAUGAUCUCCCACAAGAGGCUAAUUAAUGGCAGCCAGCAACCCUUCAAAUGAGAAAGGAGCAGAAACAAGAGAAUUUGUGGUUUUGUGUCAUGUUUGUGGUUGGCCUGAAUGACGUCCAUCGGUGUGGACAUCACCAGAGAUAUAAAAGACAGUUGUUCUUCCCCUGGGGAGAUGAGAAAAUUAGAUGACUCCCCUUCAUACAAGCCAGAAGAUGACGUGGUUCCGCGCUAACUUCCAGAAAGCUACUGGGAUGGACACAUCUAACAGGAAAGUCCUGGUGCUGGUUUUGAUGUUGUUGCUGUCUCAACUGGCCUGUGAUGCUCACAGUGUGUCCGAGUGCUGCAGACAACCAUCUCGCUCCUGUCGCCUCUAUGUGUUGCUGUGUCGCUCUGGCAGCAAGACCUUUGGAGGACCUCUCACAGGAGAUGCCGCCGCUGGCAUCCUCACUCUUGGUAAACGGAAAGAGAAUGAGGAUCGCUUGCAGAGUCGCCUCCAUCAGCUCCUCCAUGGCUCCAGGAACCAAGCAGCAGGGAUUCUGACUAUGGGGAAGAGGACUGAAGAGAGGGCUGGAGAGCAGUACAUGGACUGGAUGGCUCGGUCAGGAACUACCAUCGCGACGCCCCUACCUGUUUUAAGUUAAACAGUAGUAUAAGCAUAGUGGGACUUUUAAAAUCUAGUUUAAAAAAAUAAUUUUGUGAUUUUCUUUGAACUGUGCCUUUUUGAAUGUGAUAUGAUGUGCUUUUGCAGAUAACAUUAUGAAGAUGUGUAAUGUUGUACAUAUGUAAAACACCUUGUGGUGUAAUAAAAAAUAUAUAGCUGACA
Dicentrarchus labrax (European seabass) is the source of this 1693-nucleotide messenger RNA. It is a transcript of the gene hcrt, whose product is annotated as hypocretin (orexin) neuropeptide precursor. The transcript has 2 exons. The record is from RefSeq and is a predicted model, not a curated record. The coding region runs from base 1056 to 1511 and encodes 151 amino acids. NCBI's taxonomy places the organism in Eukaryota, Metazoa, Chordata, Actinopteri, Moronidae. Gene Ontology annotation, biological process: feeding behavior; neuropeptide signaling pathway.